Hydractinia symbiolongicarpus is the source of this 3119-nucleotide messenger RNA. RefSeq lists its product as uncharacterized. Bases 574 to 1284 code for a protein of 236 amino acids. Lineage: Eukaryota; Metazoa; Cnidaria; Hydrozoa; Anthoathecata; Hydractiniidae. Gene Ontology annotation, molecular function: peptidase inhibitor activity. The record is from RefSeq and is a predicted model, not a curated record. Gene Ontology annotation, cellular component: extracellular region. The transcript is spliced from 7 exons.
UUUCGUUAUAAACUUUUUUUUUUGUUUAAGAUUAUUUUCUGAUUAGUUGCGUUCUUUUAACGUUUUAUUUAGACGUAUAAUGACUGUAAACGCAAGUGGAAGUAUUUGAAACAUGUUAAAUAACAACGAGCUCGUGUUUUUGUAAAAAACAGGUCAAUAUUUAUUGACACAAUAUUUGGAGGAGAUAACGUUUAACUGCAGAUCAUUGAGUUCCUAUGUGAAGAAGAAAGCUUUAUUAAAGCACGCUGACACGGGAAUUGUCAAUUAAAGAGAACUUACAAAAAAGGAAAAGAAGAGAAAAGCAGUUUUAAUAAAAUUUAAUUUUCUUUCUGUCUGUGAUAUUUAUUUUUAUUUUACAAAUAUUUUUAUCUGCAACAAGACAUUCUAUCUUUAUCUGCACGAGCGUCUUAAAUCAACUUAUUUACUAGAUCUUUUAUGAAAGAGGUUUACCGUUAAGUAAAUAGAUACCAACCUACAAAAUCUUAGCAAAAAAUUAGAAGAAUUCAUUUGACCUGGAUACAAAUAAAGGACGCAGCACGCAAAUUACAGAGUGUUAUUAAUUUGGUUAGGUUUAUGGAAAAAAGUAUGUGGAAUAUUAUUUGUCAAAUUUUAAUAUUGAUUCACUUGGGAAAGUCAAGACCAAGGGUUGUGUACUUACAUACAUCUGACAUGCUUUCACGUCUUUCAAAACGCAGCGUCAAGAACCUGGAUGCCAAAUGCCCCACGUAUAAAUCCAACAUCGAACUCAACGCUUUUCUUCGCAGAUGUAGUACUAUAAACGAUCAGUGCCAAUCCGAUAAAGACUGCGGAGAAAAACGGAAAUGUUGCUAUGAUGGCUGUAUACUCUCUUGCAACCAACCAGUUACGUCAAAAGGAAUUACACUAAAGGAUUCAACAAAAAUGGAUUUUUCUCCAAAAAAAACUCAUUCCUUAGUACAUUUAUGUUCAUCACAAAAACUUACAUGCCCUUAUGGUCAUCGCUGCGAGCUGAAGAAUCCGACCAAGCAUGAAGGUUUCUGUGUUCCGUAUGACAAUCCAGCUUCUAACAAGGAGGUGGAUGCAUUCAAAACAUACGUACUGUCCAAAGAUGAGAAGAAUGAUUUGACUUGUUUUUAUGAAGGUAUAACGUACAACAACGGAGAGUGUUUUUAUAAGCAAGGUGAUUUAUGCAAAUGUUUCAAUACAGUAAUUAAUUGUCGAUUGACGAUACCAUGUUCGCCCCUAAAACAACCGGAUGUGUUUGUUAUUGGAAACGAAGUUGAAAAGAAAAAGCGAAAGUCGUGAAAAAUACCAUAGAAAGCUUUCGUUGGUUUAAAUGAAUAUAUUCGGUUUCUACGCGUAUCACACAACAAUUAACGCUGCUACAGGGAACAACCAGUUAAGCUUGCGAAAGCAAAAUCACAGAUACAGUGGGCAAAGACGUUGCAUACUAAUUAUAUAACAUGUAAAAAGUGUCAGUAAAUAUUGUGAUGAUAAUGUCAAGAAAAACCUUCAUAACAAAACAAAGGAAAGAGAAAGAAGCAUGCAGAUUAAAAGGAAUGUUUUCGAUUUUUAUUCAAAUAUUUUCAGUUGUAUAAAUUAAAAAAAGCUCUUACUGUUUUAUUUACUUCGUCAACAGAAUUCAUUCCAAACUCUUGAAAAACAAAUUUGAAGUAGUGAAGUGCUUGUUUACAUUCAUAAUUUAAAACACGCACGUCGGGUGAAAUAUUUCAGUAUUCCUAAUUUUCCGUGUGUAAACAACACAAAGACCUAAGGAUGAGACAGGAAAUUGGAGGAAUGUUAAAGAUGUUUUCUAAAUUUAAAAUUUCUAUAUCCAGCUUUCAGCAUUGGCAGAGAAAAAGUGUAAUGUUUUUGAAAAAGCCACACUUGUUUUUAAUAUUAGCAGUUUUGAACUUCCUAUAAGUGAUAUGUAGAGUGUAAUCGAUGAUAUUUUGUCAUCUUAAUAUGCCCCUAUGUAGUGAUGCGGCUAUGCAUAAUUUUACCAUGUUAUAUUGUGCAUGUGUAUUAUUUAUAAAAAAUAAAAGUUUAUACUGAGAUAAUAGUAUAACGCACACAAGGUAGCCUUUAUAUGGACUAGACGUGAGAUUUAUCCGUAAUGAGAUUUCAAAUCACAAUGAAAUUUUGCUGUGUUUACAUAGAUUUUUUCAUGGUGUUUUGUAAACUGCACAUGCGCAAUAACUUUCUGCACACGCGCAGCAAAUUUUUGAACAUGCCCGAUAACUUUAUACACAUGCCCAAUAAUUUCGUUUAAAAUUAUGUAAAGGAAUACAGACUAGACAAGAACCGAAAUAAAAUUUUAAUUUAGAUGUAAAGGCCACCUAAGGCUCUUUUGUUUUACUAUUUACACGAAGACAGGAUAUGUGGAUCUCAUAUUAAAUAUGUAGCUAUUAAAAAAACCUUUUUAAUGAUAAUAAAUAUUAUCCCUUUUCAUGAUAAAGCAAGGCGAUAUGGUGUGUCGCUGAUCGUGCAUCGCUGAGCGUACAUCACUGAGCGUACAUCACUGAGCGUGCAUCACUGAGCGUACAUCACUGAGCGUACAUCACCAAGCGUACAUCGGUGACCGUACAUCGCUGACCGUACAUCAAUGAGCGUACCUCGCUGUCCAUACAUCACUGGCCGUACAUCGCUGACCGUACAUCAAUGACCGUACAUCAAUGACCGUACAUCAAUGACCGUACAUCGCUGACCGUAUAUCGCUGACCGUGCAUCACUGAUGGUACAUCGCUGAGCGUACAUCACUGAUCGUACACCGCUGACUGUAUAUCGCUGACCGUACAACACAGCCAUAAAGCGCGGAGGACGAACUUGGAAAUAGAGGAUUAUAUCUGCAAUUUUAUUAACUCGAUCUCCACCAUCCUUUAAGAUGACAGUUUCAUUUGUCUAUUCCUUAAAGGAUCGAGGGAGAAAAGAAAAAAAAACGACAAAUAAAGAGACUCAUUUGAAGCUAGAUUUAUUAAAGGAUAAACUGAACUGGCAAGAUGACGUCAUUGACGUUUAAUAAGUAAAUGAAGAAAUUACACGCGCGGGACAAAAUGCUGAUUAUAUCUAAGCGAAAGGAACAAGAAGAUGCUAAAAAAGCGAUGAGUAAUUAAAGUCGUUAAACUCUUUCUGAAUGAAAA